Molecule: messenger RNA, 2463 nt
Organism: Ctenopharyngodon idella (grass carp)
Lineage: Eukaryota; Metazoa; Chordata; Actinopteri; Cypriniformes; Xenocyprididae
Gene: lsp1b
Product: lymphocyte specific protein 1 b
Exons: 14
Coding region: 205-1878 (557 amino acids)
Biological process (GO): muscle contraction
Molecular function (GO): actin binding; calmodulin binding; myosin binding
Source: RefSeq, a predicted model, not a curated record
AAGCUCUGAAUGAAAAACACAUGGAGAGAGACAGAGGAAGGGAGUGAGUGGAACAGAGAGAGAGAGAGAGAGAGAGAUUGACUAAAUCCUGCUCAGUAAAAGAGGGGGAGCACAUUCACACCCUUUAGGGGACUCACAGGAAAGGAGAGAGAAUCAGAGAAACACUCAGUCAAAUAUUGUCUUCAGUCAGUGAAACACAUAAACAUGUCCAGCUCAAUCCUACGAAGACAUUCCAGCAAAAGGGGAUUGGAGAACCUCCAGAGGAUCACUGCUCAGCGCAGUCUGGAGGAUGCAGAAGAAAUAGAGAGAGAACGACGACGACGUGCAAGAGCCAGUACCUCUUCUGAGGCUUCUCAAGCUACUGGGACCCCACAGGACAGCCCUUGCACUGCACAGGCUCUGGACAACCAGGGUCAGAAUGAUCUGGUUCCAAGCUGUCAAUCCUCUUUGGAAGAGGACGAAGGCUUCAGUGAUUGGACACAUCUGAGCAGGCGCAAACAGGGACAAACGGAACAUAAAGAUAUAGAAACACAUCUCAACGGCUCUCGUCACUCAAAACUUCAGCUCUGUUCCAGCUCUGCUCAACAUAGCAUAAACAUUGAUGACAGCACCCCAUUUAUACAGACUCAACCCCCCUUUUCAAAUCAGCAAAACCUGGAUGAGGAUGGUGAUGAUGAAGACUGGGGAGCCAGAGAGCGGGAAAGAAGGGCUAACAUUAAGGCAGCAGAGAGGGAGGAAGGAGAGAUCAGACGGUGGUGUGCAGAGGAGGACGAUCCAAGAAGGAUGAAAGGUCAUGAAUCAUCUUUCUGGAAAAAACAAAAUCAGAGGAGUGAUAUGGAUGAGAAGAGAGAAAAGAAGGUAGCGAUGAAGAUAUCCUACACCUCCACAGUCCUCCUCCAACAGAAUGGGAGACAGCACAGCACAAAUGGACAAGAGGGGAGGAGAAUAAAUGACAGAGAACUGAAGAUACAGAGUAACAUGGAUUCAGCAGCUCUCAGCAGACCAGAUAGUGUGUCAGAGGAAGUGUUUAUAAACAACAGUGAGGAGAACCAUCAGCACAGAGAAAUGGGGGAUCAGACUCAUGAGGAGGUCCAGCACAGAGAAACAGAAGAUCAGACUCAUGAGGAGGUCCAGCACAGAGAAACGGGGGAUCAGACUCAUGAGGAGGUCCAGAGGAUGAGAGAGGAGGAGAGAGAGAGGAAGAGGAGGGGUGUGAUGGAGAAGUUAAAGAGGUUGAGCAUAUCCAGCGGAGAUCCAGAGGAGCCCUUCAGUCCUCUCAGCCCCAGGAGCCCCUCCUACAUGGCUGAGGGUGAGGAUUGGCAAUCAGAAGGUACAAGCUCGAUUACUGAGAGGACUGAGUCUCUAAACCGCUCCAUUAAAAAAAAGAACAGCAUAAAGAAGACCCAGCCUCCCACGAUCAUCUCGAAGUUAGAUGGUAGAUUGGAGCAGUACAACCAUGCCAUUGAGGAGUGCUAUAAAGAGGGGAACGUAGUCAAGCCAAUGGAUGUCCCAACACCACCAGAGCCCGUAUCUGCUAAGAAGACCCUCUUUGAGGCGGGAGAAGCCUGGAAUCAGAAUUCAGCGAAGGCUGUGUCCUCUAAGGAUACAGAGGGAAUGAAGGUGGGCGUGGCAGAUCUAAUUAACCAGUGGGUGAAAGGAAACUCUGAUGUUAACACCAAGAGCCCCUCCUCCAAAGCAGCUUGUCAAGAUGUUAAGGCUGGUGAGGUGCGCAACAUAAAAUCCAUGUGGGAGAAUCUGGGAGAUGCUUCUUCACAGGAUAAACCAUGCACAAAGGGAUCGGCUGGCAAAAGGUACAAAUUUGUUGAGAAUGGGCACGGGAAGUAUGAGAAGGUCUUCAUUGAUAACGACACAAACUAAGGAUCAACUGGCUGCUAGAAACAAAGAUGUCUGAAGACAGGAUGCUGAUGUGAUCACCGUCCUUCAAUUAUUGCACUGUAAAAAAAAAAAAAAAUUAAACCAACUAAAAUAGAAAACUUUUACAUUUUAAUUGCUGCCUGUCUAAUUUUACUUAAAAUCAAAAUGGUGCCAAGGCCACAAUCACUUUGAGUGACUUUACUGAUGAAGAAAAUCAAGUUGAAACUUUAAAAACUUGUUUAAUUGGGUAAAAGUUAUUUUAACAAGUUCAUAUUAUACAUAUUUACAGAAUGUGUGUGUAUAUAUAUAUAUAUAUAUAUAUAUAUAUACACACACAUACUUUUUGAAUGAUUUCUGAUAAAAACUUUCUUUUGGUUUAAUUAGCAUUUUCAUUCUAAGCAUUCUUACUCUCGCCGUCCUGCUCUCAUUUAAUUUUCUUUCAUCUCUCAAGAUUGUUCUAGAAUAUUGUCUCCAUAUAAGUGAAUAACAUUCUGUUAAGUAGCCUUACACAGUCAACACAUGUAAACCAAUCUACCAAACAAGUGUAAGGUGUAUUUGUCACAAAUAAAACUUUCAGGUCAAUUUUCA